UAUUUAAAGUUCAAAGAGACACUGGAUAACAAUAACAAAGAGGUAAGCGUGGCCUUGACCAGCCCAUCCAACAACAGGAAGAAUGGCUGAAAAAGCAGAGUCUACAUUCUCAAACCUUCUGGUCCCUAUUCUGCUCUUGAUUGGCUGGAUUGUGGGAUGCAUCGUAAUGGUUUAUGUUGUCUUCUCUUAGUCUUCUCUUAGAAAGACAAGAAGACUUCAGAUUCACACCAUUUAGAAGAAUUAAGAAGAGCAUGAAGAUGACAGAUUAUUAAAUGUUUCUCAUGUAAAUAACUGCAAUGUUUGACAUCAGUGUAUAAACUUGCAUUUGUAAACUGGUACCUUGGUAGACAGAAGAAUCUCUUCAGAAACAUGUUUAAAAUUCUGGGUACAAAGAAGAACGAUAGAAUUUAUUUGAUGAUUUUCUCUAUAACCUGGGAGUAGGAAAAAUAUUCCUAACUAUGACUUAAAAUGUAUAAGCAAUAGGAAAAAUUUGGUAAAAUUAAAAUUUUUGGCCAGCCCUCCAAAAACAGAAAAAAUGAGCUAGAGAUAAGAAGAUAUAGUUCACAGAAAACAAAAUGUAAAUGUAAACUUAAUCCUUAACCUCUUAUGAUAAGAGAACUGCAAUUAAUACCACACUGAAAGAACAUUAUUCACCUGUCAGAUGGGAAAAAAUGAAGAUAUUUUACAAUAUAUGUAUUGGUAAGGCUGCGGGGAAAUAAGCACUCUCACAUACUGUCUUUAGAAAUUCAAAAUGAUACAACAUUUUUAGGGGUGUUUGGCAAUCAAAGUACCAAAAUUACAUAUGUAUUUAACUUUUGACACGGCUAUCCCUCUUCUAAGAAUAUUGACAUUUUCACAGGUACACUGGUAAAAAUACAAAAUGGUAUAUGUACAAGUCUAUUCAUUAUGGCAUAACCUGUUAGAGCAAAGCCCUGGAAAAAGCCAAAUGUCUGUUAAUAGAAAAUUAACUGAAUAAACUGUGGUCUAUCUACAUAAUAUGGCACCUAAGCAGCUGUAAAAAGGAAUGAAUGAAGGGGGUCUCUAUAUACUGAUGUGAUGUCAUCUCUAGGGCAAAGUAUUAAGUGAAAAAAACAGGUACAGAACAAUGUACGCUAUCUUUUGUGUAAAAACAGAGGGGCUGUACCAACAUGCACACACACCUGCUUGUAUUAAAAUACUGGAACAGAGGAGCCAC
Molecule: messenger RNA, 1195 nt
Organism: Hippopotamus amphibius kiboko
Lineage: Eukaryota; Metazoa; Chordata; Mammalia; Artiodactyla; Hippopotamidae
Gene: STRIT1
Product: small transmembrane regulator of ion transport 1
Exons: 3
Coding region: 83-190 (35 amino acids)
Biological process (GO): regulation of ATPase-coupled calcium transmembrane transporter activity; regulation of slow-twitch skeletal muscle fiber contraction
Source: RefSeq, a predicted model, not a curated record